Molecule: messenger RNA, 1317 nt
Organism: Trametes versicolor FP-101664 SS1
Lineage: Eukaryota; Fungi; Basidiomycota; Agaricomycetes; Polyporales; Polyporaceae
Exons: 21
Coding region: 52-1185 (377 amino acids)
Source: RefSeq, a predicted model, not a curated record
GUCGUAUUUCUGAGACUCGCGCCCGACGACGUGCUGGACCGGCCACAGAAGAUGCCCGCCACCUACGCUCUACCUCCUCUACACUCUGCGGGCUCGAUGGCGAUAGUCGCCAUGGCGCGCGACGCGGUGGAAGAAGGUGCCCCUUCCGCUGGGCAGAUAGCGACGACCGUGUUCAACCACUCGCCGCCGCCGGUGCUUUUAGGGGGGCUCAUGGCGUUAUUCCUGUCAGGGGCGGUGUUCAUGCAAGUAGCCUUGUACUUUCAGCUAUACUCGACGGAUAGGUGGAGAGUAAAGACGUUGGUCAUUGCGAUAUGGAUGCUCGACGUGCUUCACUCUUCCAUGGCUAUCACUGCGAACUGGGAGAAUCUAGUCAUCCAUUAUGGGUCCUUCGAUAAGCUGGACUCUAUAGCAUGGUCGAUCGCGAUUACAAUCGCCCUCACGGCUGUGACCACGUUCAUUGUGCACUGUUUCUUCAUUCAUAGGAUUUACUCGUUAAGCAGAGGGAACUUGUACAUUACCAUGCCUCUAGUCACUCUGGCUUUACUGCGAGUUGGUGCCGCUUCGGUAACAACGUCAGAGAUGAUCAAACUAGGAAAUUACCCCUUAUUCGUCUCGAAGUUCUCAUGGGUGUUCACCCUCGGCCUGGCCGUAUCCGCUUCCCUCGACAUCCUGAUCACGAUCAUCAUGUGCUAUUACAUUCGAAGAGGGCGCACUGCGUUCGUCCGCAUGAACCGUAUCAUCGACGUGCUUACGCUGUACGCCGUUGAGAACGGGAUGAUCACAUGUGUUGCGACGUCUCUCUCGCUAUUUUUUUGGCUCUUCAUGCGAAGCAACUUUGCGUUCUUGGGGAUGCAUCUAGCCAUCAACAAACUGUACGCCAACUCCUUCCUGGCGAGCCUCAACGCACGGAAGGCCUUGGCGAACAGGUCGCAAAACUCCGGAAACGUCGUAGAAGCCUAUGCACUGCCCGUAAGGUUCCCCAGCAGUAGCAAUUCGAGAGAGAACCAACGCCACGGAGGCCUUUCGGUGCCCGGUAAUCCCAAGGCGGUGGAGAUCACCAUCGAUGUCGAGCAGACCGUGCAGCACGACCUGGACAGACAUAGGCCGCACACAGACGGGGACAGCGUUUCCGUCGAGUCCGAGAAGCGCGCUACGUCGGACGUGACAGAUGCCAAGGUACACUGAGUAUGGAUCCUCGGCGGCGUGCUGUACGAGUAUCGUGUCAUCCGUUUUCUCCAUCGUCUGUAUAUUUGUACAUAUUAGCGCUUACUCGUAUUCCACCAUAAUUCUAGAUCACGCCCGGCUCUGGGCUGUGCG